AUGUCACAACCACAAGACCAUUCUUCAAACAUAAAUCUCAGUACUACGACGACAACCACACCAACAACAGCAACUGCAUCAUCAACAGUUCCAACAAUUGCAACAACUACUACUGCAUCAUCAUUAUACGAAUCCUCGACACCAAAUAACAACAUUAACAACAACCACCAUCACACAACUACGACGACAACAACAACAACGAUUACUGAAUUAGGAGAUUCUCAUUCGCUUUCCUUUCUUUCUCCCCUCAUUCUUUCAAGUCAUCUUCAUUCGUCAUUGUCGUCAUCAUCAUCAGUAACCAACUUUCAAGGCUCUUUCUUCUCCAAUAACAAUAACAACAAUAUGCUGUUUGCAAGUCAAGAACAACAGUUUCCUUCUUCUUCUUCCUAUUCGACUCUCAUGGAAGAUGAUUUUCAUCACUUUCAACCAUCUGAACAUGAACCAUCAUCAUCAACAACAACAACCAUUCUAGUCGACACCAUGACAACCACGAGUCAACAUCCUCAUGAUGAUGAUUUAUUUGGUACGAAUCCUUCGGGAACAACAACGAGUGUUGUCCAUGAUGACUCACAUUCUCUUCUACUGAGCCAACUGUAUGGAAUGAUGCCAUCUUCCUCUCAAUUCGAGUUACAACAACAACAACAACCACCAUCAUCAUCAUCACAAACAUUCUCCCAAUCGUUUCAAACUUCGAUGAAUGCCACCACUAGUACUACUAAUAGAAGGACACAAUCCUCUCAACCACAAGAACAAGAGAAUAUUCUUCCAUCGUCUUCCUUGUCAUCAUCGACGACAGUAGCAUCAACAACAACAGUGGAGGAAUCACCUUUAACAUCAUCAUUGAUCAAAUCAUCCACUUCUACUCUAUCCUCUGUCACAUUUACCAUUUCUCAAUUACAGCCCUAUUUUGAAACGCCGAUCAAGAAUGUGGCAGCCAUGUUGAAUAUUUCACUCACGCAAUUGAAAAGAAUUUGUAGAGGAAUUGGGAUACCGCGAUGGCCCUAUAGAAAAAUUCAAUCAUACAAGAGCAAGAUUAAUGAAAAGAGAAUCAUCUUGGAAAAGCUCGAAAAACAAGACUCCCCUGGCAUUCUUCUCGAUCCCAUUAAAAAGCAUCAACUCACCUCACGAAUUGAACAAUUACGAAAUGACAUUAUGAAAAUUGAAAAACAAAUCCUUGCCAUUAAGAAUGAUCCAAAAUCUGUGCUUCCAUCGAGUAGUAGUGAAGCAACUGAGAGUUCACAUGCUGGCGCUGGAGAAUCUGACGAUGAUGCAGAAACAACCACUUCUUCAGCUCAUCAAAGUAGUAGCAUGUCGAUUUCAUCUUCAUCAUCCACUCAACAACGAGUCAUUACAAACACUCAUAUUAGAAAUAUAAAUACUGGAUCCAUGAUUGGACAAAUGAGAUCAGUGGUGCAUGUUGGAAAACAACCUCAGAGAAGGUCACAAGCAAGCAAAUUGAAUGUUGUGGUUCAAGAUGUUCCACAAACAUCACCAACUCAACAAACUCCUUCUUCUGCUCAACAUGUACAAAAUUAUCAACAACAAAUCUCACCUGUGACAACGCCUAGCUCAGUAUCUUCUACCACACAAUUAAAAAGGAAAAAGAGACCUGACCUCAAUGACAUGUCACAACAACAAGCUCAACAAAUAACGACACAAGCUCAACAACAAGGAUUCAUGAUGCCACAAACUUUCACGUCGGGAUAUCCAAUGGUGAGUGGAAUGACGCCUCAAUUUACAUCCAAUGUUGCAACUCAAGGAUUGAUGACAUCAUUGAUGGGAACUGCAGGUCAAUAUAAUUAUGGCACCAAUGUCAUGUUCGAUCCAACCUCUUCGACUCAAAUACCCUCCAUCAUUUCACAACCAACGUCACAACAAUUUCAUUUAGGUCAACUGUUAGCCCAGCCUUCUGCUGUGACAGGCGCCUCCACAGUUGACACUUCUGCAACAAGAAAGAAACGCAAAAUGAGCGCACCAGUCACUCCAAUGAUUCAACAACCAUCCUUGCAAUUACAACAACCUCAACCAUCCAUUCAACAACAGCAACAACAAUUUUCCUCGGGCCAUCUUGUCAGUACUCAAUAUUUCCAACCAGCUCAACAAUCACCAACGACAGCUCAAUAUUAUCACGUACGAUCACCAACAGUUGCAGAUCCAAAUUUCACACUUCAACAACUCAUUUCACCUUCAAGCAUGAAUGUUGCUUCCCAAAAUUUAUUUGCAUCCAGUGGCAGUAGUGGUGGUGGAAAUGUUGGAAGUCAGACCUCUGACUAUUCAAGUGCACUCUUGAUGAGCAUGAUGCAGAGAAAAAGUACGACCGAUUAUUCCACACAGUUUUCUCAACAAUUGUCACAACCCACACCGUUCAACAUUUUCAAUACUUAUAUGGAAAGUAGUUCUACACAACAACAACAAGCUCAUCAACAAGCGUCACAGUUUGAUUCAUCAUCCACUACGGUAUCCUUUCCGUCUCACUUUUCACAGUCAUUUCCUCAGCAACAGCAACAACAACAGUCAUCAACUAAUCAAACAACAUCCACUCCACUAGGCAAUACUCAAGUUCAGCAAUUCUUUUCAUUUCAAAACACACAACAACAACAACAAAAACCCUAUCAUCAACCUUGA
Messenger RNA from Naegleria fowleri, 2625 nucleotides. RefSeq lists its product as uncharacterized. Gene Ontology annotation, molecular function: DNA-binding transcription factor activity. Bases 1 to 2625 code for a protein of 874 amino acids. The transcript has 3 exons. NCBI's taxonomy places the organism in Eukaryota, Heterolobosea, Eutetramitea, Acrasida, Naegleriidae. The record is from RefSeq and is a predicted model, not a curated record.